UCAACCCACAAGAAGAAGAGGAGGAGGAGGAAGACCAAUAAUAGCAGCCAUCUUCGUAAUCCUUCAAUAUUUCACUCUCCAAAGGUCAGGAUGGGUCACAUGUACUCCUCGCUGCUGCCUGACCCCGGCGUGACCCCUGACCACAAGACAGGGUCGACCUUUGACCCCCUGUAUGGAUUUGCUGAGGGCAGGAAGGAGAGAGUGAUGGUAGCCACGCAGGAGGAGAUGGAGAGUGUUGGUCUGCCCCUGGACAAGCGUGACUACUGCGCUCACCUGGCCAUCAAGCACCGGGCCUGCCGCAGCGAGGUGUGGCCCUGGGCGUACAAGUGUGGCCAUGAAAAGCACAUGUACCUGCAGUGCCAACAUGAGGAUUAUGUCCUGCGAAUGAAGGAAUAUGAGAGGGAGAGGCGCCUUUUGGAGAGAGCAAAGAGGAAGGCAAGGAAGGCAGAGAAGGAGGAGAUGGAAGAAUGAAGAAAAAGAAGAAGAAGAAGAAGAAGAUG
Messenger RNA from Portunus trituberculatus (swimming crab), 500 nucleotides. It is a transcript of the gene ND-B18, whose product is annotated as NADH dehydrogenase [ubiquinone] 1 beta subcomplex subunit 7-like. Gene Ontology annotation, cellular component: mitochondrion. The transcript has 3 exons. NCBI's taxonomy places the organism in Eukaryota, Metazoa, Arthropoda, Malacostraca, Decapoda, Portunidae. The record is from RefSeq and is a predicted model, not a curated record. Bases 91 to 471 code for a protein of 126 amino acids.